This is a messenger RNA of Monopterus albus (swamp eel), 1318 nucleotides long. It is a transcript of the gene angptl7, whose product is annotated as angiopoietin-like 7. The transcript is spliced from 5 exons. Lineage: Eukaryota; Metazoa; Chordata; Actinopteri; Synbranchiformes; Synbranchidae. Bases 166 to 1188 code for a protein of 340 amino acids. The record is from RefSeq and is a predicted model, not a curated record. Gene Ontology annotation, biological process: blood coagulation.
CUAGGUGAGCUGUUGGUCAAACAAGAGCUCUAACUCAACUGACCAGCCAAAGCUUGUGCCUAUUUAAUAUUAAUAACGAAAAUCUUCUACAAGGACCGACAACUUCUGAACACAAAAGUCAACUGCAACUGUGUGAAAAUCCAGAGCUUUUGUAUUUUUAAAAAAAUGUCAAAAGUAAAGUUGAACACAGUGACUAUGGUGGUAACACUGCUCCUGUUAGCAGAGACAUGCGCUCAGAUUUCAAAGAAGAAAUCGACAUCUUCAAAGCCUGUCAGGGCUCAGUGCUGCGAUGAUGUGCGCGCUCUUAAAGUUCAGGUGGCCAAUAUGACCAGUCUCCUCGAGGAGCUGAGUCGCAAGCAGGACACAGACUUGAAAAACGUUGCGAGGCAAAUAAUGGAGCUGGACAAGCAGAGCCAGCAGCAAGACGCCCGUGUCACCGAAGCAGAGAGCAAAUACUCAGAGAUCAACAAUCGUGUGGAGAUCAUGCAGCUACAAACGGUACAGUCUGCUCCCAAGACUUCAUCAGAAGCUCUAUAUGACUGUGCAUCACUCUAUAAUAAGAACUACAGGAUCUCUGGCGAGUACAAACUACCUAAAGAUGAGUUUCUGGGUGUACCUGAGCUUUCUGUGUUCUGCGAUAUGAAGACAAAUGGAGGUGGAUGGACUCUCAUCCAAAGGCGCAAAAUCGGCAUUGUAUCAUUCAACCGUGACUGGAAGCAGUACAAAAAUGGAUUUGGAUCUGUCCGCGGAGACUUCUGGCUAGGCAAUGACCACAUCUUCCGUCUAGCAAGGCAGCCCAGUGUGCUCAGGAUUGAGCUGGAGGACUGGGAAGGAGAGACACGCUAUGCUCAGUAUGGAUUUUUCACUUUGGGUAAUGAACUCAACAGCUACAAGCUCUUUAUUGCCAACUACAGUGGGAAUGCUGGAGACUCCCUGCACUACCACAACAACACCAACUUCAGCACCAACAACCAGGACAACGACAAAUGUCUGGAUCACUGUGCUUCCCUGCGCAAAGGUGGGUAUUGGUACAACUGCUGCACUGACUCAAACCUGAAUGGUGUUUUUUACCGCCACGGUGAACACACAAAGAACUUAGAUGGGAUCACCUGGUACAAAUGGCAUGGAUCCCUCUACUCCCUCAAGAGAGUGGAGAUGAAGAUCCGGCCAGCAGGUUUUCACUCUUAAGUGCUUCAACCGCAUGUCCUGGAUCACGAGCACACGCUUGAAUGGUGAGAGAGCUGUUACCUGUCCAACUAAACUGCGAAAGGAAUGAAAAUGCUGUUUGUGAUGGUAUGGUUAAGUUUCUGUCAGAUGA